Symbiodinium sp. CCMP2592 is the source of this 1959-nucleotide messenger RNA. The record is from the annotation of a GenBank genome assembly. NCBI's taxonomy places the organism in Eukaryota, Dinophyceae, Suessiales, Symbiodiniaceae.
AUGGAGCGCCGGUGGAGCCGGGAUUGCACGCCUGGGCACCUGAUAGAAUGCCUCCACGACAUCGCCACGCGCCUUGCGCUGGAACACGAACGGCAGGCGGCAGCGCUGCGGACCCUGCAAGAAGAGAACGAAAAGCUCAAGGAAGCCGGUGUGGCUUCAAACGAUCUUUCGCACACGUUGCGAACCUUGGAAGGGAGCUCUCCUGUCCUACGAGGCGCGGACUCGCCAAAACUGAACCGGGCUGCCACAAUGACCUCCGCGCUUUCGAGCACCUGGUCCUCCGCGCUGCGGACAGCGGGAAUAGCGACGACAGAGGCGCGGGAUACAAAUCCACCAGAUGCCGAAGCAGAGGAGGAGGUAUUGGAGGAGAUCGAUGUGGAUCAGCUUCGACCCCUUCGAACGGCACGCACGAGUUCGGAUCUGGCUUUGCAGAGUCGGCACUCGAAGUCGAACUUUGUGGCAGAGGAGAAGGUUCAGUUCAUGAUCAUGAGAGCUGAGAAGUCCAAACGGUUCGGCUCGAAGAAGCCCGGGUACGUGAUCAACCCAGACAGCUUUGCAGCUAUCACGUGGCAGAUAGUGACGAGUUGCUGCAUGGGCUUUGUGGCACUGGUCACGCCUGUCCAGGUUGGGCUUCUUGACAUGCGCUUCGAUGCGAUCUUCUUUUUCAGCUUAUGUGUGGACCUCGUCUUCCUCAUCGACAUGAUUCUGCAGUUCUUCACUAUGUACCCGAAGUCCACUGCGCGGGGCGUCGAAUGGGAGCAUCGCUGUGACCACAUUUGCGCCCACUACCUCAGGACGUGGUUCGCUCUCGAUUUUGUGACGAUUAUUCCUUUCGACAUCCUCAGCUUGGCUUUCGGCACGGACAACUUCAAGGAGCUGAAGAGUAUCAAGGUGGUGCGAGCUCUCCGCUUGCUGAAGCUGAUGAGGAUGCUUAAGUCAUCCAGGCUGCUUCACAAACUGGAGAUUGCACUCUCCAUCCCCUACCAGCACUUCGCGCUGAUCAGAUUUCUGUUUGGCUUGGUUUUGGUUUGCCACUGGUUAUCAUGCUUCUGGGCCAUGUGCUUGCACCUUGUCAACGAUGACAUCCCAAAGUGGAUCGAUGACAUCGCUGCAUCGGAUGCCCGCUUUGGCAUUGAAACCAGUCCGAUACGAGUGUACAUUGCGUCCUUCUAUUUCUGCAGCUACACGAUGACCUCGGUGGGCUAUGGUGACCUGGGUCCUCAAAAUAUCCUCGAGCGCAUUGUUUGUACCAUCAUCGUCCUCGUUGCAGGCCUUUGUUGGGCGCAGAUACUGGGAGAGGUGUGUGCCAUCUCCUCUGACAUGAAUGCCGAGACGUCUGCAUUCCGAAAGAAGAUGAACAGCUUGAACAUGAUGAUGCAGGAGCAGGGGCUCCCACACGAUCUGCGACGACGCCUCCGCAGCUUCUUCCUGCAGAACCGACACCAAGCGCAGUACGUUGUGCGACAAAAGCUUCUGGACAACAUGAGCCCACAGCUCCAAUCAGAGGUUUGCACAGAGAUGAACCUGCCCUGGAUCCAGAAAGUCACUUUUUUCUCGCAGUUUAUGGCGCAGAUUGAGAUCGCUGAGAGCCGCGGCAUCGACACGGACCCUUACCGCGUCUGCAUCGCCGACACCUCCAGGCAGCUGCGUUGUGGAGCGUUUGCCCAGCGAGAGAGCUUUGACAACAUCCAGGUCUUGUAUAUUCUCUCAAAGGGCCUCGUAGUCCUGAACAGCAAGGUUGGCACAAACGGCACAGUUUGGGGCGAGGACUUCGUCCUCUCUGACACAAGCCUCAUCAGACCUGUCGGUGGCUUCGCCUUGACCUACAUUGAGGUUCUCUUUCUCACCAGGGAGAGCUUCAUGCAGGUUAUUGAGCGCCGACGACUGACGUGCCCCCAGCUUGGGCGGUCGCUCGGACAAGAAGGGCAAGUCUGCGCGCGGUGUUUGCUUUGGGGCUAA